Trichomycterus rosablanca is the source of this 1540-nucleotide messenger RNA. It is a transcript of the gene lpar1, whose product is annotated as lysophosphatidic acid receptor 1. The transcript is spliced from 3 exons. Bases 233 to 1270 code for a protein of 345 amino acids. Gene Ontology annotation, cellular component: cytoplasm; plasma membrane. Gene Ontology annotation, biological process: neurogenesis; regulation of metabolic process; phospholipase C-activating G protein-coupled receptor signaling pathway. NCBI's taxonomy places the organism in Eukaryota, Metazoa, Chordata, Actinopteri, Siluriformes, Trichomycteridae. The record is from RefSeq and is a predicted model, not a curated record. Gene Ontology annotation, molecular function: lysophosphatidic acid receptor activity.
AAAGGUGCGCGCGAUCUCCGCCGCGUCUCACGCGCUCUGUUCAUCUCUGUGGAUGUAAAAUGAACAUAAAACUAAACUCUGGACUUUACCGCAUUAAACCGGCUUUCUAUCCCUGACACCUUUUUAAAGAACCGGACUUUUACUUAUUUUGGUAAGGUAAAACUUUUGGACUUAUUCGCCUGUUUGAGCGGAUCAAAUUUUGCACGUUUUCCUGAGAAGUAUCACCAUCAAGAUGGAUGGCCAAUGUUACUACAAUGAAACCAUUGCCUUCUUCUACAACAAAAGUGGGAAGUCUCUGGCCAACGAGUGGAAUACAGUUAGCAGACUUGUGAUGGGACUUGGACUUACAGUGUGUAUCUUUAUCAUGCUUGCUAACCUGCUGGUGAUGGUAGCCAUAUACAUUAACCGCAGGUUUCAUUUUCCCAUCUACUAUCUAAUGGCUAACCUAGCAGCAGCAGACUUUUUCGCUGGAUUGGCAUAUUUCUAUUUGAUGUUCAACACGGGGCCCAACACGAAACGGCUAACAGUCAGCACGUGGUUGUUACGGCAGGGUCUCAUUGACACUAGCCUGACAGCUUCCGUCGCUAACCUGCUAGCCAUUGCCAUCGAGCGCCACAUCACAGUUUUUCGGAUGCAGCUCCACACGCGCAUGAGUAACCGUCGUGUGGUUGUGGUCAUCGUCAUCAUCUGGACCAUGUCCAUCGUCAUGGGUGCCAUCCCGAGUGUGGGCUGGAACUGUAUCUGUGCCAUCGCCAGCUGCUCCAACAUGGCUCCACUUUAUAGUAACUCGUAUCUUGUGUUCUGGGCCAUCUUCAAUCUGGUGACCUUUGUGGUAAUGGUGGUUCUGUAUGCGCACAUAUUUAUGUACGUCCGCCAACGCACCAUGAGAAUGUCACGUCACAGCUCAGGCCAGCGACGCAACCGAGACACCAUGAUGAGCUUGCUGAAGACAGUGGUGAUUGUUCUAGGUGCCUUCAUUAUCUGCUGGACGCCUGGUUUAGUGCUCCUGUUGCUUGACGUAUUCUGCGAACAAUGUGACGUGCUGGCUUAUGAGAAGUUCUUCCUCCUUUUAGCCGAGUUUAAUUCUGCCAUGAACCCCAUCAUCUACUCAUACCGAGAUAAGGAAAUGAGCAUCACAUUCAAGCAGAUCUUGUGCUGUCAACGGCAGGAGAACGUUAAUGGUACAGUGGAGGGCUCGGACCGGUCAGCCUCCUCAUUUAACCACACUGUCCUAAGCUCACCACACAAUAAUGACCACUCUGUGGUCUGAACCCAGCAAAGGAACGCAACUGGCACUGCGGGAUCAAACCCCAGACUGGAAGAAUCUCCCUGCUUGGUGGCCGAGCUACUCAGGAGGCAUUUGCAUUAGCAGUGACUUUAUUUUAGAAAGCUAUAGAGUGAUUUAUUGUGAUAUAUAUCUUUUAUACUUGUUCAUUCGUAACACAUUGUUCAGUAUUAAUAGGCUGAUUUACAUGGUAAUGUUUUAGCCAGUGAUGAAGCAGUUUCCCUUGUUCUUUUGCCAAUGCCAGCAACACAAAAA